CUCCAUUAUCGGCUGCGUAAUCACUCGAAAAGGACAUUCCUUGCCCGUUUGCCUGCGGUGUCGCCUGCCAUGGCUGCCGUGGUUCCGAGCGUGUUUGACGGCAUCUCCCGUGCCGACCUGGACGGCUUCAUUUCUGACUUGGAGUCAAAGUUCGGCGAGGCGACCGUGGUGCAGAGAGCGGCGUCAUUCUUGCAAGCGGUGCAGGCGCCUGCGUUGGCACAGGCAAAGGUGGAUCUCGAAGCAGCGAAGCUUGAGGACGGUGCAUGGGUCACAGACAACUUGUUGUUAUUGCGGGCGGCCAUGUCUGCUGAGUCUGACGCCAGUGGCGUAAGCAAUCGAGGUGAUGCUGCCGCGCAGUCUGCUCGCGGCGGCGCGGGAGAAGAUGACGCGAACACCCGCGCCCUGGUGCCCGAGAAUUCGACGCCUCCGAUUGUGGGCCGCCUCAUUCUUCAUCCACGGGCCCCUCCAGUGGGAGAUCGAACGGCCUGCCGCAAGUGGAUCGAGAACAUCCCCCCAGCCGCUCUCCGGGGUGGACUUCGAGAAGCUGCCCCGAAGCCGCGAGGAGCAGAGGUGCAGCUCACCUUCGCGGGCGCGACGGUGACAGCCUUCGACGAGGCCAUCAAGCUUGCGCUGCAAGAGUUCGGUAAGGUGCAGCGCUUCAGCCAGGAGGAGUCGAACAGCAUCGUCGAGAAUGACCAAUCGCUCAAGCGGUCUCGUCAAGCAGCGGCCGCCGCGGUCGGAGAUGCCACGGGCACGAAGGAGUUGUUGAACAGGGCGAUGAAUCUCGCAGGCCCAGGUGGGAAAGCGAGCAAAAAGCGUCGCAUGGCCCAGCGCGUGGUAAAGAGCUUCGAGCUGGCCCAGCGCGUAGCCUCGGCUAACCUUCGCGAAGCGCAGGUUGAGCCCGAGUCGGAUGACGAGGAGGAGUGAUCCACGCGGUUGCGCAUUUUUGUAGCCUGUGGCAAGGGCGCCAUCUUCAGCAGCCCUGGCGCGCUCGUCCGCUUUGCACGUGCGGGCGUCUGUAGCGUUGUUGUCUCUCUGUCGCAGCUAGCCUGUCGCGGCCUGCGACCGAAUCGGUUGAUAUCACGAGGCGCGCACGCGACCCAUGCGGCGCCUGUGCGAGAAGGCCUCGCUCUGUAACGUUAGGCAGCUGUCUGCGCGCGGCGGGCCCUUCCUGUCCCGGGCCCGCCCAUCGCCCCCAGUUUAUCAUUCUUCUUCCGCGUUGAGCCCGCCCCCUCUUACAUGAACCCUGACCACUCAUCGCGCCCCCAUCCUUCGCCUGGAGCGCUUGCAGGAAGCUCGGCCAUGAUAGUGACUCUGGGCACAUCGCGACUGCGCUCUGUCGAAUAGGCGGAGCUUGUUUCGAGGGGGCCCGUCGCGCCCGACACUCGCGGUGCGAGCGAAGGGGCCGCGAACAAAUCGUUGCUAUCAUCGCUUUGUUGCUUCAUGGGCUCGGCGAUGCUUCGAGGGAGCGCGCUGGGGAGCGUGAGGAGUGAAC
Molecule: messenger RNA, 1495 nt
Organism: Prorocentrum cordatum
Lineage: Eukaryota; Dinophyceae; Prorocentrales; Prorocentraceae
Source: the annotation of a GenBank genome assembly